This is a messenger RNA of Neocloeon triangulifer, 2207 nucleotides long. RefSeq names its product golgin subfamily A member 6-like protein 22. The coding region runs from base 152 to 1792 and encodes 546 amino acids. NCBI's taxonomy places the organism in Eukaryota, Metazoa, Arthropoda, Insecta, Ephemeroptera, Baetidae. The transcript has 5 exons. The record is from RefSeq and is a predicted model, not a curated record.
CGCGUUUUGAUAUCAGUCUGUCAAGAAAAGUAGGUGUAGGUCCACAGAGCCUGCAGCCUACACCAAGGGAAGAGCCAACCGACCAACAGAGUUUCCACCCCAACAGCAACCAUCUCAGCUGUGGCGAACAGAGGGUAGUCGCCGCACCAACAUGAAGACCCUGAUCCUGGUGCCUUUAGGUGCCUUAUUGCUUUGGGCAAACCUCGCCACAGCAGACCCUAUUCCACCAGUUAAGCGAGACGCCUCGCUCGACUUUGGCGGAUAUGGAGGUGGUGCUGCGGAUCUAGGUGGCGGCUACGGAGGUGGUGCUGCUGAUAUAGGUGGCGGCUACGGAGGUGGUGCUGCUGAUGCAGGUGCCAGUGCAGUUGGUGGCUAUGGAGGCGGUGAUGUUGGCGGGUGGAAGCCUGAGGAGUCUCAUGGCUGGAAACCCGAGGAACAUCAUCACCACGAGCCAGAACCCCAAGGCAUCUGGAAGAAGAAACUCGUCUGGAAGGAUGAGUGGGUGAAGAUUUGGCGCAAGGACAAGAAGCUCAUCUGGAAGCCUGACUGGAAGAAGGUCCAGAAGCCCGUCUGGAAGGAAAUUCAGGUCCCUGUCUGGAAGGAAAUUCAAGUGCCAGUCUGGAAGGAGGUCCAGGUCCCCAUCUGGAAGGAGAUCCAGGUCCCCGUCUGGAAGGAAAUCAAGGUUCCCGUCUGGAAGGAAAUUCAAAUCCCCGUCUGGAAGGAAAUCAAGGUUCCCGUCUGGAAGGAAAUUCAAGUGCCAGUUUGGAAGGAGAUCAAGGUGCCAGUUUGGAAGGAAAUUCAAGUCCCCGUUUGGAAAGAAAUUCAGGUUCCCGUCUGGAAGGAAAUCCAAGUUCCUGAUUGGAAGGAAAUCAAGGUCCCCGUCUGGAAAGAAAUUCAAACACCUGUCUGGAAGGAAAUUCAAGUCCCCAUCUGGAAGGAGGUGAAGACCCCCAUCUGGAAGGAAAUCAAGGUGCCCGUCUGGAAGGAGGUGCAAGUCGAAGACUGGAAGAAGAUCUGGGUUCCCGAAUGGCAGAAGGUUUGGGUUCCUCUGCCCAAGCACCACGAGGUCCAUCACGAAGAACACGGCUGGGAUCGCUCUGGACAUGGCUGGGAAGAGCAGCACCACGACCACCACGAACCUGAAGGAGUUUGGAAGAAGAAGUUGGUCUGGAAGCCCGUCUGGAAGAAAAUCUGGAGGACCGAGAAGAAGCUGGAAUGGAAGGUUGACAAGCAGCUCAUCUGGAAGGUCGACAAGGUCCAGGAAUGGAAGACGGAGAAGAAACUCGAGUACAAGCAUGACAAGGAGCUGAUCUGGAAGGUGGACAAGAAACUGGUCUGGAGGACUGAGAAGAAAUUGGAGUGGAAGACCGAGAAAAAGCAGGAAUGGAAGACCGACAAGGAACUCAUCUGGAAGAUUGAGAAGAAACAGGAGUGGAAGACCGACAAGCAGCUCAUCUGGAAGCAGGAGAAGAAACUUGAAUGGAAGACCGACAAGCAGCUCAUCUGGAAGCAGGACAAGAAGCUUGAAUGGAAGCCAGAGAAGAAGCUGGAGUGGAAGACUGAGAAGAAAUUGGAAUGGAAGACCGAGAAGAAGGAGGAGUGGAAGACGGAGAAGAAACUCGAGUGGAAGGAUGACUGGAAACAGAUCUGGGUGCCCAUCUGGAAGGAGAUCCAGGUUCCUGACUGGAAGAAGGUCUCAAAGCCAGUUUGGGAGAAAGUUUGGAUCCCCAUUCACCACCCUGAGCCCGAGCACCACCAUCACCCAGAGCCCGUGAAAUCCGGCUGGUGGUGAGCCAAUCAGCUGAAUUAGUUAUCAAUUAAAUAAUCCAGUUGACUGACCCCCUUGUAAAUAAUUCCAGUCCCCAACGACGAGUAAAGUAAUGAUAUUUUUCCUCUUUCUUCUCCGAGUACAAACAUAUCCCCCUUCCUUACCAUCCACUUCAACGUGCUUCAUUGUUGUCAACAACGCAGGGCACUCUUGAAUUUUCUAUUAUGGCUUGAAGCAAGUCAAAAGUUAUGUGUUUAUGGAGAAGUGAAGUGCAUCCAGUAUUCAGGGUCCUGUUGCCUGUAAUGAACCAACUUGUAAAACAGAAAAUUACAUAUAAAAAUCACGCAUGCAUGCAACUUUUAUGUUCUGCGAAAUAUUUUUUUAUUUCAAGUUGUACUGAUUAACUUUUUGUACAGUAAAACGAACACUUUUUUAUAAA